CGCCGGAAUCCCGCGCUGAACUCGGGGGCGGGCUGCCCGGGCCAUGGCGCAUAAAUCCUCUGGCCACCUGCAGGGCUACUGCUGCUCCGGCCACCUCCUGGCACACACCUUGCUGCUGAGGGAUCCUCGGCUCCUGUCAUCUCUGUGGCCUCCGUCGCCUCUGUCGCCGUCCCUUUCAGGUCCUGAGCCCAGCGAGCCCCGGCCGCGCACGCGGACAUGGGCGGCAGCUCCAGGGCGCGCUGGGUGGCCUUGGGGCUGGGCGCCCUGGGGCUGCUGUGUGCUGCGCUCGGCGUUGUAAUGAUCCUCAUGGUCCCCUCGCUCAUCAAGCAGCAGGUGCUGAAGAAUGUCCGCAUCGACCCGAGCAGCCUGUCCUUCGGGAUGUGGAAGGAGAUCCCCGUCCCUUUUUACUUGUCAGUCUACUUCUUCGAGGUGGUCAACCCCAGCGAGGUCCUAAACGGCGAGAAGCCGGUAGUCCGGGAGCGUGGACCCUAUGUCUACAGGGAAUUCAGACAAAAGGCCAACAUCACCUUCAACAACAACGACACUGUGUCCUUUGUGGAGAACCGCUUCCUCCGUUUCCAGCCAGACAAGUCCCAGGGCUCGGAGAGUGACUACAUUGUACUGCCUAACAUCAUGGUCCUGGGGGGCGCCAUAAUGAUGGAGGACAAGCCCGCGGGCCUGAAGCUGAUGAUGACCUUGGGGUUGGUCACCAUGGGCCAGCGGGCCUUUAUGAACCGCACGGUUGGUGAGGUCCUGUGGGGCUAUGAAGAUCCCUUCGUGAAUUUCCUCAGCAAAUACUUCCCAGACAUGCUUCCCGUCAAGGGCAAAUUUGGCCUGUUUGUUGGGAUGAACAACUCCAAUUCUGGGGUCUUCACCGUCUUCACGGGCGUCCAGAACUUCAGCAAGAUCCACCUGGUGGACAAAUGGAACGGGCUCAGCAAGAUCAACUAUUGGCAUUCAGAGCAAUGUAACAUGAUCAAUGGGACUUCCGGGCAGAUGUGGGCACCAUUCAUGACACCAGAAUCCUCGCUGGAAUUCUUCAGCCCGGAGGCCUGCAGAUCCAUGAAGCUCACCUACAAGGAAUCAGGGGUGUUUGAAGGCAUCCCCAUUUAUCGCUUCACGGCUCCCAACACUUUGUUUGCCAACGGGACCGUCUACCCACCCAAUGAAGGCUUCUGCCCGUGCCGUGAGUCCGGCAUUCAGAACGUCAGCACCUGCAGGUUUGGCGCACCCCUGUUUCUCUCCCAACCCCACUUUUACAACGCUGACCCUGUGCUGUCAGAAGCUGUUCUUGGCCUGAACCCUGACCCGAAGGAGCAUUCCUUGUUCCUAGAUGUCCAUCCGGUCACUGGGAUCCCCAUGAACUGCUCUGUGAAGCUGCAGCUGAACCUCUACAUCAAAUCUGUCAAGGGCGUUGGGCAAACAGGGAAGAUUGAGCCAGUAGUUCUGCCAUUGCUGUGGUUCGAACAGAGCGGGGCAAUGGGUGGCCAGCCCCUGCGCACGUUCUACACGCAGCUGGUGCUGAUGCCUCAGGUUCUAAACUAUGCGCAGUAUGUGCUGCUGGGGCUUGGAGGUCUCCUGUUGCUGGUGCCCAUCAUCUACCAACUGCGCAGCCAGGAGAAAUGCUUUUUAUUUUGGAGUGGUAGUAAAAAGGGCUCGCAGGAUAAGGAGGCCAUUCAGGCCUACUCUGAGUCUCUGAUGUCACCAGCUGCCAAGGGCACGGUGCUGCAAGAAGCCAAGCUGUAGGGUCCCGAAGACACUAUGAGCCCCCCAAACCUGAUAGCUUGGUCAGACCAGCCACCCAGUCCCUACACCCCACUUCUUGAGGACUCUCUCAGCGGACAGCCCGCCAGUGCCACGGCCUGAGCCCCCAGGUGUCACACCUGUCCGCACGGCACACGUGUGCCCAAUGCACGUGCAAAAACACUCAGGGACCAGGGACAGACCCGCUGCUGAGUGAGCCUGUUGGGCCACAGGCUCGCUCUUCUAAGUGACCUGUGAGUGAGGCUGUGGGAACUGCAGCUGCCAUCAGUCCCUCCUGUAGGAGCUGGCCCCGCCCAGGCUCCUGCCUUCCCUCUCUCCAUCAGUCUGAAAGCCUUAGUUCCCACAGAGGAGCUAAGUCCCUUCUAGGGGCUGGGCAUACAUAUGUCAGCCUCUUGUGCCAAGGCCAGGCAAGCAGUUCCAGGUCCUGACCAGUUUGCACAUACACACUGGAACUGUAUCUGGCGCUGUUCCUAUAGUCUCUGCUCUGUCACCUGAACGUUGAACGAACCACUGUAAGUGGCAGAGGUGGCAGGCCCCCUCAGGGUCCUUAUUUUUCAGGCAUGGGGGUCAAAGAUAGAGGUGUGGACCGUCUGCCCCUGACACCUAGUGGACCUCACCAGAGGGUAGGGUAGACAGAGGUUCAGAGUCCCGCAACCGACCCCUUUUUUUCUACUGAAAGAGAAAUUUUAUCAUCUUUUGAAAGAAAAUCAUGACUGAAGCAAUAAACCUUUUCACAAAUUCAA
Molecule: messenger RNA, 2507 nt
Organism: Apodemus sylvaticus (European woodmouse)
Lineage: Eukaryota; Metazoa; Chordata; Mammalia; Rodentia; Muridae
Gene: Scarb1
Product: scavenger receptor class B member 1
Exons: 13
Coding region: 217-1746 (509 amino acids)
Biological process (GO): cholesterol efflux; plasma lipoprotein particle clearance; cholesterol import
Cellular component (GO): cytoplasm; caveola
Molecular function (GO): lipid binding; low-density lipoprotein particle binding; scavenger receptor activity
Source: RefSeq, a predicted model, not a curated record